Messenger RNA from Phyllotreta striolata, 1712 nucleotides. Lineage: Eukaryota; Metazoa; Arthropoda; Insecta; Coleoptera; Chrysomelidae. The record is from the annotation of a GenBank genome assembly.
AACGCACCGUUUUAAUUGAACGAGAAAACAUCACGAUGAUUAAAUCAAUUUUUCAAGCAACAGUGAUACUCUUAUGUACGAAAAACAGUUUGGAAAAAACCGAUUUCGAGAAACAUCGAUUUCCCGUCGACUUUUCCUUCGGAGUCGCUUCCAGCGCUUACCAAAUCGAAGGCGGCUACAACGAGGACGGUAAAGGCGAAAGCAUAUUCGACCACUACACCAAAACCAAACCGAAGAAAUUCUUCAACGAAACCAACGGCAACGUCGCCUGCGAUUCCUACCACAAAUGGCGAACGGACGUCAAACUACUCGCCGAUUUGGGCGUCGAUUUCUACCGAUUCUCCAUCUCAUGGAGCCGGAUACUACCCCAAGGAUUCUCCCAUCCCAUCAACGGCGACGGAUUGCGAUACUACAACGAUCUAAUCAACGAAUUAAUCGCCAACGGCAUCAAACCCAUGGUGACCAUGCACCACAAGGACAUGCCGAUGGUGCUGCAGCGCCUCGGCGGUUGGACGAACCCGUACACGGCCUACUACUUCGAGGAUUACGCUCGCAUCCUGUUCAGCUAUUUCGGCGAUCGGGUGAAGAAUUGGAUCACUUUGGAGGCGGAUUGUUCGGGUUACGGGGACGAUGUCGAUCCGCCUUUUAUCGAUGAACCAUCGACCAGUCGUUAUCUUUGCACGCACGUUAUGCUCCUGGCCCACGCCAAGGUUUAUUUGCUCUACGACGAGGAGUUUAGGACCAGUCAAAAUGGUAAAAUAGGUAUAGGAGUGAACGCUAGUUGGUACGAAGCGGGGAGUUUCGCUCCGGAGGAUAUUAUAGCGGCCGAAAGGGCGAGGGAAUUUAAGAUUGGUUCGAUUAUGAAUCCGAUAUUUCACACCGAUGGAAAUUACCCGAGGAUAAUGCGAGAACGCGUGUAUAACGUCAGUAGAGAGGAGGGUUACCUGCAAUCGAGAUUACCGAUUUUAUCGCCGCAGGAAAUCGACUAUAUACAGGGGACGUACGAUUUCGCCGGAUUGAACAUCGACACUACAUUUUUGGUGAGGCAAAAUACCGAAAAAACCAACGAAACCGCCACUAAAAAAGAUCUAAACGUUACAUUCUACCAGGACAAAUCCUGGACUAAAACUAACACCGAUUGGUUGAGGGUCGUUCCGGAUGGGGUCAGGAAGGUAUUGAAAUGGGUCAAGGACAAAUAUGAUGAUCCGGAGAUUUUCAUUAUCGGUAACGGUUUCACCGACAAGGCGGAGAUAAACGACGCGAAGAGAGUGCAAAAUCUACAGAAAUACCUACAAGCGAUUUUGGAGUCCAUCCACGAGGACGGGACGAAUGUAAAAGGUUAUGCGAUAUGGAGUUUCCUCGACAGUUUCCAAUGGACGUCUGGUUACAGGUGGGAAUGUGUAUGGAAAAUGUCUUGUAUUUUUUUUCUUCUAUUUCCGGAUUUGUCUAGGGAAAAGUACGGCUUGUAUCACGUCGACUUUUCGGACGCGAAUCGCAAAAGGACGGCGAGAAAAUCGGCGAUUUGGUAUAAAAAGGUGAUAAAAGAGAAACGCGUGGUGGAUUUGAAGGAAGUCUAGAGAAGUCGGAAGAGAAGAUUUUUCACGUCGUAAUUCCCAGCACUAGGUCAGGAAUACGCCUCUCAUUACAACAAAAAAUUCUAUUGUAACUAUUUUCGCUAUUAAAUAAGUUGCAUCAAAUCCCAUCAUUCUUUU